AUGCACGAAGCAGAUGUCUGGGUAGAUAGUUUACAUGUUGGUCGUCAUCUCGGUGGUUAUUUACCCUUCUAUAUUGAAAUUCCAAGCGGCAGGAACAUAACAGUUCGUCUUCGUAACACUGACAAUUCUCUUAUUCCACCAGGUAAAAAUUUGUUUGCAUUAGAUUUUAAUUAUUAUGGUGGUCUCUAUCGUCAUGUAUGGCUUUUGAGAAAAUCUGCCCACCUUCGUUUCGAUCGACAUAUUCGCAUUCAAUAUGAAAAUAUUAGUCGAGCUCAAGUGACUCUUCGUGUACAGUUCAGUGUCAUUCAUACACCUAGUAAACUCGGUCAAUAUCGAAUCCGAUACUUGUUGGAUGGUCAUGAACUAUUGCCUUCUUCCGUUUUACUUCAAGAAAAUUCAUCAAAGAAAUCUGAUUCAUAUGAUGUAAAAAUGAAUGUUUUUAAUCCUCGCCUUUGGUCACCAUCACAACCGAAUCUCUAUGAGUUUCUAUUGGAACUUUUAUCAGACAUAGGAACAGAAGAAGGCAUAGUUGAUCGACACAACAUCAGCAUUGGACUUCGUUCACUAGAGUUUCGAUCUGAUAAUUCACAUUUAUUUUUGAACGGACAACAAAUGGAUUUUCUUGUUGGAACAAAUCGACAUCAAGAGUAUCCUUAUGUUGGCUAUGCUCUUUCUGAUCAAGCACAGUAUCGUGAUGCUUACAAAAUAAAAAAAGCCGGUUUCAACUUAGUCCGUUGUUCCCAUUAUCCACCAUCGCCAGCUUUUCUCGAUGCCUGUGAUCGAUUGGGACUUCUUGUUAUUAAUUCAAUUCCUGGUUGGCAGUUCUUUAGUAACGAAACUUUUCAAAAGAAUAGUCUCGAUGAUGUACGCCAGAUGUUGCGUCGUGAUUGCAAUCAUCCGUCGGUUUUUCUCUGGGAAGCAAGUCUCAAUGAAAGUCCGAUGACAAAAGAAUUCAUGGCUCGUGCUCAUGCAAUUGUCAAAGAAGAGUUGUCGCAUGGAUUGACUAGUGGAUGGCUCGAUGAAGAAAAUAUCUAUGAUGUAUUUACACCAGCUCGACAACAUGGUCAACCGCCUGAUUAUUAUAAAAAUUAUCGAGCAAAGAAUAACAAACCACUUCUUCUAGCCGAGAGUCAAUGCACAUCCUGUGCACCAAUGAUAUUUAUCGCUAGUUAUUGGACAAAUUCAUCCAAUACAUCUGUUACAGUUUAUUCCAAUUGUGAACAUGUUGAGCUUCAAUUGAAUGGCGAGAGAAUUAUGAAUGGUGGUAAACAGCAGCACGAUUCAUCUCAUCUUCUACGUCCUCCGUAUAUUUUUAAUAUUGAUCGUUACAUACCUGGUCGUUUGGAUGCUACUGGUUUUAUAAGUGGAAAAGCUGUUGUUCGAAUACAUCAAUCAACGCCUGGGAAUAUUCGUCAUCAUUUGAAUAUUGAAAUUGAUCUGAGUGGACAAUCAUUGACAACAAAAGAUCUUGUCUUCGUCUAUGCCUAUAUAUGCGAUCACAACGAUACUGUUAUUCCCAAUGCAGACGACUUGAUUACAUUUUCUCUUCUCAACGCUCGCAACUAUGCAUUGUUGAUUGGUGACAAUCCAGUAAGAGCUGAAGCUGGUAUCGCGAGUAUUCUUUUGAAAACGACAAAUAAGAGACCAGUCGAUUUCAUAACACUUAUUGCUCGAGCAUCGACUAUCGAACAUCAAGAAACACGACGUAUAUUCUAUGUAUCUUGA
Molecule: messenger RNA, 1725 nt
Organism: Rotaria sp. Silwood1
Lineage: Eukaryota; Metazoa; Rotifera; Eurotatoria; Philodinida; Philodinidae
Source: the annotation of a GenBank genome assembly